AUGGUAGCAGUCAGAAGUACAAAGCAGUGGAGUGUGGUAAGCAAGGAGAAAGAUUUUGACGGUCUUGUGUAUGGCGAUGCCCAAGUUCUCAAAGUGGACAAGAACAAAGUUCUCGUGAAAUUCCAUGGAGAAUCGCUGAAUUAUCGUGACUUGAUCAUCCCCAAGUCUACCCUCGCCGCCCUGGCUUGUCCUAACUAUGAGCAGCUUAUGUUUGUGUCAGCAACCCUAUGA
Molecule: messenger RNA, 231 nt
Organism: Aspergillus tanneri
Lineage: Eukaryota; Fungi; Ascomycota; Eurotiomycetes; Eurotiales; Aspergillaceae
Exons: 2
Coding region: 1-231 (76 amino acids)
Source: RefSeq, a predicted model, not a curated record